Molecule: messenger RNA, 201 nt
Organism: Fusarium proliferatum ET1
Lineage: Eukaryota; Fungi; Ascomycota; Sordariomycetes; Hypocreales; Nectriaceae
Exons: 3
Coding region: 1-201 (66 amino acids)
Source: RefSeq, a predicted model, not a curated record
AUGCCAGAGGCCUGUUUCCCCGACUACCAACUUUCUGGGAAGGCGCUGCAAACUUGGCUACAGCGCAGGUUCAAGGAUGACACGAUCGUUGUCGAAUCUAAAGAUGGACAAUAUGUGUUUACCCUGCCAGAAGGCCAGGAACUGACCGAAGAUGACGAGCAGGACAUUUGCGAGCUGCGCACCAAAAAGAAGAAGAAAUGA